GCGGUGCUCCGUGUCUCUCGUGAAUGAAUGACAUCAUGCGGGCUGCUGUCGGUCUCCAUCUGCGACAUGACACCCUCAGACACUAACGGUUAGACGUUUAUUUAAAAUCUGCCGUUAAACCGGUGUAGAGUGAUGCAGCAGAAGUUGUGCUCCAGAGGUUCUGGUUCUUUCCUCUUGGAGAGGAACGGCCAGGCCUGCGGUGCCGUCACCGUCACCUCCUGCGACCUCCCCUUCCGCUGUCCCCGCUGUGGUGAACAGGAGCGUUUCCGUAGCUUGGCCUCGCUGCGCGCCCACCUGGAGUACCGCCACUCGUACUGCUCGCCAGACGUGACCUCCGGCGGCUUCAGCAUCACCGGCAAACUCCCUGACCCGUUGACGGCGGCGAUCCCCUGGCACGACAUGAGUCUGCCGACCCGCAGGGGGCAACAGAGCGCCGGGCGACCGCCUCAUGCCCGCUCCCUCAGUGACAGCAGAGACAGCGGCUACCUCCACUCCUACAGCUCUGUGAGGAGACGCACUCAGAGUGUCGGAGUGGGGACGCAGGCUGAGGAGGAGGAAGAAGAGGAUGACGAUGAGGAGGAAUUUGGGACAGAGGAUGAAGAUGAGGAGGACGAUGAUGAGGGCGAAGAGAGAGAUGGAAGUAGAACUGAGGAAGACAUAAAAAUGUCAGUCAAAAAGUCAGACGCAUGCCACCAUCAACUCAACCACCAUCACCUCCCGUUCCCUCCUCCUGCACCUCUUGGGCCCCCACCAGACCCGGACCUGGACCUGGACCUGGUUGAGCAGAACUCGUACUCUGGGUUGGAGACGGCGGCGGCCUCAGCCGCCGUGCGCCGACGACUGGCCAGCAUCCUGCGUGCGGCCGACAGCACCAUGCAGCGCCGGCUGGCCAAGGUGAGCACGGAACUCGCCCAGACCGACACGGAGCUCCUGUGUGAGCGCGCUCACUCGCAGCACCUGGCCCAGGAGAGGCAGGAAGUUGCAGACAGGGAGAGGUCGCUGAGCCGGCAGGUGGACGUGGCCGUCAUGGUGAUUGCCGCGUUGAGGGAGCAGCUCAACGCCUCAGAGAACGAGCUGGAACGGAGAGAGAGGGAGGUCAUAACCAUUCAGAAGUUUCUGGAAGCGGCGGCUAGACAGGAGACGUGCGGUAAAGUUCGAAUACAGCGCUUCAUCGAGAAUCUGCUGCGACGCAUCGCUCUGGCCGAGAGACUGGUGGAGUAUUACCAGGUCAACGGCAGCCCGCAGCAGUGCAACCAUAACAAGUACCAGCAGCCAACUGAUAAUGGACCUCACAGAAUCACUAAAAGCAGGUCUGCAGGAGGUCAGCUGUCCUCGUCUGGUCUCCAUGACAACAGAACCCACUCCUCUUCGCAGUUCGGCGGCCGUCCUCUGUUCUCCAAACCGGGCGGCGGGGAGCGGGACCGGGAGCGGGAGCACCGAGAGCGUCUGGCCCAGUCGUCCAGGCUGUUCUGCCGACCCGAACACAGAGACGACAUCUGGAACCACCAGCGCCGCCGGUCCACCGGGUACGAAACAUAGAACUGUAGAGAAACACCGGGGGAGAGGGGGUAUCAGAGGGUGCAGCUUUAUUUAGCUUUAUUCUGGUGUGUUAAUCUGUGGAAAAGUACAGUGCAGUCACAUUCACAUCAAGCUUCUUUUGAGACAAUAAUUUGAACUGUGAGGUGAUGCCUCCUUCAGUAUAACUCUUUAUUUAAAAGAACGCACUUCAGUAAAUCGUAAUUGGUCUGGACUGAUGCUCUUAUUGAGCUAAAAUGCUGCUUUAUGCUUUUUUGGUCUAAAAUCUGGCACUUAGCAAUAGUUGUUUUUAAAGUCAUGUUUUGACAUUGAAAUGCAAAUUUAAUCAAAAUGUUAGUGACUGUCUUGCAUACAUUGUACAAAAUGUUAAAAAAAAACAACAGGGAAACGUUAUCAGUUAUUGGUAAAAGACAACUAUUUUAAAUAUAAAAAAAGAGUGUGCAAUAUGGGUUGUUCUCUCCAGAUUUGAUCUG
Messenger RNA from Plectropomus leopardus (leopard coralgrouper), 2009 nucleotides. The record is from RefSeq and is a predicted model, not a curated record. NCBI's taxonomy places the organism in Eukaryota, Metazoa, Chordata, Actinopteri, Perciformes, Serranidae.